ACGUGACACUGCACCUCCACGUCGCUAUAAAAGAGCAAGCGCUCGGAUUCCAGCAGGCAUUUCGGAGCAACCAGACAGCGCUGAAACCACAUCACAAACCCACAGAGCCAAGAUGAAGGCCUGGUUCGUUCUGCUCCUGCUGCUGCCUCUCUGCACGGCGGAUCAUUUCAUUGAGUGCUGCGGUGAAGACUUCCUGAUGGUGAGGAACAUGCCUCUGCAGUGCAAGAGUAAAGUUCCUCAAGUCUGCUACACUAGAGCAACUGGAGAGAAAGGCUGCGUCAGCGAGGUAUUCUGUCAAAAGAAAGGCUGGCAAUGUUGUAAUGAAAACCGGUGCAACGCUCAAUCCUCAAACGGAGUCUGCUAACAGCCAGCUUCGUUCAUGCCUCUGUCAUCUUUGUUUUCAUUUUAUAUAUGAUUUUAUAUCGCGCCACCAAUACCUUCAAAUAAAAGAAAUCUAAUUUUCAGUAA
Puntigrus tetrazona (Sumatra barb) is the source of this 468-nucleotide messenger RNA. RefSeq lists its product as uncharacterized. The transcript is spliced from 3 exons. Bases 113 to 364 code for a protein of 83 amino acids. NCBI's taxonomy places the organism in Eukaryota, Metazoa, Chordata, Actinopteri, Cypriniformes, Cyprinidae. The record is from RefSeq and is a predicted model, not a curated record.